CUACACCAUGUCGUUCAAUGGCAUCCGAGAUCUUGAGUCCGAGAAACAACUCUGGUCAGGUCAUUGUCGCGUCUCCAGGGCAUGGUUGGGUGUUAAUGUGACGACUGAUAAAGUCCUGCAUUUCGAUCUCAUCUUGAUGGAUGCCAAGGGAAAUGAUAUAUGGGUGCAUAUCCCACCAGUGCUGCAAGAACACUUCAAACGAUUGCUGCAGGAACAGCAGGUCUACACCAUUAGAAACUUUGAGCUUCACACGACCCAACUGAAAUAUCGCCCCAUUGCCAAUACAUAUAUCAUGUCGUUCUCCCGGAAGAAUACUGUUGAGCAUGUUCCUGAUGUCCCUUCCAUUCCUGCCUUCAAAUUCAAUUUCCUGAAAGCAAGUGAGAUGGCAUCUAAAUUGAACGAUGUGGUCGUCCUCUCAGGCUCAGGCACUACUUAUGUUCUCAAACCUAAGCCUACGUUGUUUUACAGAGGGGAUGUUGUCAAAGUUAUUAUCUGGGGAAGAGUUGUAGCUUACUUUGAUAAGUUGAUCAAACCUGGUGAUGAUGAACAAGUCAUACUGGUUGUAACUGCUGUUUCUGUCAAACCCUUCCUAGGUGAACUUUGCUUUAAUUCUUCGGGUUCAACAGUGUUGUACCCCAACCUUGAUAUCCCAGAAGUAAAGGCUUUCACAACCAGAUAUCGUAUACAGCUUGAUGUUGAAAGCAAUUCUGUGCUAGCUACCUUUAUCAUCUUUGAGUAUGAAGCAAAACGCUUCUUUGGUGUCAGUGGUAAUGACCUUUUCAAUAGGACGGGCCAGAACAAU
Messenger RNA from Linum tenue, 802 nucleotides. The record is from the annotation of a GenBank genome assembly. Lineage: Eukaryota; Viridiplantae; Streptophyta; Magnoliopsida; Malpighiales; Linaceae.